AUGCCAGCGCAGGCCGCAGAGCCGGCGGGGGCGGUCUCGCCGGCGGACGGGCGCUCGCGUCCUCCGUCGCGGGGGGGAAAGGCUGCCGCGCCUCAGAGGAAGCGCGAAGGUGAGAGCGACGGAGUGUGUGCAUCACCACUGCCCUUCACCGCGCCGCCUGUGAUCGCCGCUUUCCCCCCAGAUCCAGACGCGAACGUGAUGCCUCCGCAGGGGUUUGCUGAAGGUCUCACGCCGGAAAUGAAAAAACAGCUGGAAGACCGGGGGCUGCGCCCCUGCACGCUGCGAGAGGUCCUUGAAAGGCGAAGCAAGAAAUGGGCCAAAGUUCAGAUGAUCAGCGCAGAGGCGCGCAGCGAGAAGGAACGCCUGGACUCUCUCUUCAAGCAGCAGUGCGUGGGCUGGGGCAACAACCAAGAGGGCUGGGUGUACGGCAAGUGGAACCCCGUCAUCCUCUGCCCCGACUUCAGACAGGGAGGCUUGCAGGUCUCUCGCUCGGGCCGGCGGCAGCUGUGGGAGUGCCUCAAGUCCGUCGUCGAAGGUUUUGUCGACCCGCGGCUCCAGAUUUGCGAGGUGCUCGACCCUACGCACCCGGUGCGUUUCGCGACUCCGCCCGACGAGACCUGCUUCACCGUCGUCUACGUCGGCCCGAAGAUUCCCGCCUCGCGCCAAGCGCGAGUCGUAUUUGGCGAAUACACCGGCGUUGUUAAAGACGGCGGGCUCGUGAAGAAACGGUUUGAGUACGUUUUUGAUCUCUCCUUCUGUGCCCUGGCGUGGCGGCGCGCUGAGGAAUUCGAGACUGCGUCGGACUCAUCAGACGACAACUGCGGACCUGCGCGCGAAAAAGGAAACGCGGCGCAGCCUGCGGAGGGUGCGCAGGACACGCGGUCAGCCUCGCAGCGCCUCUCGCCUGCGGGCGGCAGAGAGAAAAGAAAAUCCGUCACAGUUUCUGGCCGGCGCGACGCGAAGGGCUUGGCCAGAGUGGAGCUUCCUGCGCGGAGCCAGUUCGUCCUGGACUCGUCUGAGGCGUGCAACGAAAUGUCUCUUGUCAAUCACUAUGGCACCAUCGAACUUCUGGGGGACUGCGUCUGCAAGCGCAACAGCGAGUGGCAGCAAGUGUUCGUGGACGGCUGGCCCCACAUCGUUCUCACGUCGAUUCCCGGCGUGUCCAUCGAGCCUGGCGACGAGAUUCUCGCAGACUUUGGCAACGCGUGGUUUUUCAAAGUGCAGGACGCCGCCCACGGCGCAAUUGCCAGAGAGCUGCUCGAAUACAGAGUCGGCCUCCGGACUGCGCCCUCGCAGAAACUUGUUUGCGCGCGUCCCCUGGAGUGCGUCAACCGCCGCGUGGAUCCCCGGCUGAAAAACCGCGCACGCGCGGGAGAGAUCUGCCCGUACUGCCUGAGCCACGAGCACCGCGCCGCGUCGUGCGCGUCGCCGUCGCCGCCUGGCGCGUCGUCGCCAGAGAGUCUCGCGCCGCGGAAAGGGGCGGCCGCGAAGCACCCAGAGGAGGGCGCGCCGGACCGCGUGAAGAAGGAGCAUUCGCCCGCACUGUCCGCGGGCAGCCUCGAGAGGAAGGCGCAGACGCCGGGGCUCGAGUCUUCGCCUUCGGCGGGCGCCGUCUGCACCCCCUCACAGAAGGCCUCGCCACCUGGGGAUUCCCAGUCGAACCUCCUCGUCGUCACCGAGCAGCUCGAGCGGGAGCAGGCCUUCGGCGCGCUCGCGACGCCCGGCGUCGUUAAGCUGCCGCCGGCGCCGCUGUCGAACGCGGUCGUGACGCCGCAGCCGAAGGGCGGGGACGCGCGAGAGGGUGCGGAAGACGAGCCCCGCGCGUGUGAAGCAGACGCGCACGCAGCAUCCUCGUCGGCUGCCUUCUCAGGCGACGAGGUUGUGCACUGCGACGGGUGCGAUCGGCCCUGUCACCUGCGCUGUCUGCCGGAUCCCGAGGCGAUUCUGAACGACUGGCGGUGGUACUGCGCCGUGUGCCGCAUGCGCUUCUUCGAGAUGUGCCGCCACCUCAACUACCAGGUCGUGCUCUCCUCUGAGGCGCUCGCCUCGCUGGAGAAGGAAGGCAUUCUCAGCGCCGCCCAGAGCGUGGCUCACGCCUCGCCUAUGGCCAGCGGCUUUAGCGGCAGCCACGCGCUCGCGUUGAAGACUCCAGUUCGAGAGGAGGAGGAGGCGCCGAAGCGCGAGAAGCGCCAGGGCGGCGCAGGCAGCCUCGAGGACCCGCAAGCCAAGGUGUGCCUCGUCGCCGCGCCUGCGAAGAGACGGGAGGAGGACGAGCGCCAGAAGGAUGACCGCGAGGCGUCUGCUCGGAGAAGCCGGCGAGGCGACGUCGACCUGACAGAAACAGGGCACGGAGCGGACCGACUCGAAUCCUCAAAGCGCCGCAGCAGUCGGGGCCCGCGAGACCGAAGGAGCCGAAGCGCCGGCUCGCAGAAGCGCGGGGAGGGCCUGGCGGAAGACGGGGGCGCCCAGGAGGCUGUCACCUCUCGUGUCUGCGACGACCCCCUAGCAGUUCAACCCGAAGCGGCGGCGACGGCCUACGCCGCGACGCCGAGCGAGAACGUCGAGGCCGCUGGGGGGGAGGAGGAGGCGCAGCAGGGCGCCGGCGCGGAGACUCCCUCGCCCGCUCCGCUGCGUGAAGCGCCGGCGGACGAGAGUGGUACGUGCUCCCGCGACAGCGACGUGGCCGGCGAAAAAGAAAACGUGGAGCCCGCGGCAGCAGCGGGGGGGAUGGAGUUCCUGAAUGUCACGCUGGACGAACUCGGCAAGGGCAGUGAGACCGCCUCGUGGGCAGAUACCUGCGGACACCCGCUCCCUUCCUCCUCCGUCCUCUCUUCUGAGCUCGCCCCGGAGGCCUCGCGCACCGGCGAGACCGAGGCUGGCGAGGCGCCUUCGCUGGGCCCCGGCGGCGCUUCUGGCGCCUGCUCGCAGGGCAGUGAGAAUUCUAAGUCAGAGCGCGGCGCGCGAGUCAGCGCGCUGGCAGGCAAAGAACGCGACGUCUUUUCGCUUUUCGCGUGCCCGCGAGCCAACCCGGCUGCCGCUGGCGCGUCUCACGCGGCGCCGAUGCAGGGCGAGAAGGGGGCGUCGCCCCUGGCGGCGGUGACUACGACCGCCGAGUCCUCAGAGAGCGACGAGGACGCGGCAUGCGACGCUAGCGCAGCGAGAGGUGGCGCGGCCGCUCAGGCUGCUGGCGCAGAGGCAGCGUCCUCUGCCCCGGGGACCGCAGACGGGGCGCGCUUCGAAGCGCCGCCUGCGGGCGUUCGAGAGCGCCGCGCGGUAUAUGACUGCAGCGCGGAGAAGAUGGCGCGCGGGCGGAUGGCGCCGACGCGCGUGGAGAUUGUGCCUGGAGAUCUGUCGAAGGUGGAGCUUCAGGGGCUCCAGACGUUGCAUCUCGUGGAUCCGAAGGGGCUACUUGGCAGUUUGCAGCCGUGCGAAGUGUGUUACAAGGCGCUGGGCGAGCGCGCGUCGACGGAAGUCUGCCGGCUCGCGAAGCGCCACUUGUCGCCGAACUGGGAUCACCCGCACUCGACGACACCCCACCAGAUGAAGGACGCGAUCCUGACUGCGUUCCAAGAGAAAGUUCACAGCAUGCAGGAGGAGGCGAAGAAGCGCGCGCAGAGCGUGACGGAGGAGAUUCGGCAGCUGAAGCUCUCGUUCGCAGCCAAGCUCCAGCAGGGUCAUCAUCACGCGCACCACGGCGCCGCGCUCAGUACCGACAAACACGGCACCGGCGGGUGUGCCGCGGCUGCGCAUGCGGCGUCGAGGAAGCGGUCGCGCGGUGCAUGCUCGCCAGAAGUGCUGGGCAUGGCGCAGGCCGGUCGCGGCGGGGGCGAAGAAGAGAAGGAUGCGCGCCCAGAAGAUAACUUGCCUGCGCCUCUCACGUCGGGAUUCAUUCCCCUGAUCGGCGUGCACCUGGGGAAGACCGUGAUUGACCGCAGCUUCAACGUCGGCUGGUUCGAGGGCUUGAUCACCGAGUACUCCGCAGUGGCGGUGGAGGACGGCAAGUGGUACGCGAACCAGUUUCAGGUCGAGUACGCCGACGGCGACACAGAGUGCCUAAAAGUCGAGGAGUUAGUUCACCUCCUGGCCGAGCACGGCAUCCGCCACGUGGAUCCUGCGACCCGCCACCAGUACAAGACGACGACUCUCGACAAGCUGCUCGCGCCCGAGAUCUUGGCAGCCAAGAAGGAGCUCAACCUGCGCUUCCGGAAGUGCAAACAGCUGGAGGAAAAGGAGGAGUCUGAGCGCAACAAACGGCGCAAAAAGGCGAGCAAGAUGGUGACCAAACGGGCCCCCGACGGCGAGGAGGCUGACGGUGAAGACGACGAGACGGGCACCACGAGCGAACAAGAGAAGGCGGAAGGCGAGCUGACGGGCGAGUACGGCACCAAGACGAAGAAGGACGUGAAAAAAACGAAGAAUCAAAGCCAGGGCGAAAAAGAGAAGCAAAAAGCUGAGAGGGACGCCGGCACGCGUGGAGAGGAUGUCGAGCGCGGCUCAGCGGAGGCGCAGGAGGAAGAAAGCAUGCAAACAGCGUCUGCGCGCUGCAGCACAGAAUCUCGAAAAAACGACGAGGAAGGCCGCAGCGUCUUGGCGGGUACGGAUACCAGUGAGGACGGGCAGGGGCUGGACUCAACGUAG
Messenger RNA from Besnoitia besnoiti, 4638 nucleotides. RefSeq lists its product as uncharacterized. Bases 1 to 4638 code for a protein of 1545 amino acids. The transcript is spliced from 7 exons. NCBI's taxonomy places the organism in Eukaryota, Apicomplexa, Conoidasida, Eucoccidiorida, Sarcocystidae. The record is from RefSeq and is a predicted model, not a curated record.